Messenger RNA from Plasmodium coatneyi, 1549 nucleotides. RefSeq lists its product as uncharacterized. Gene Ontology annotation, biological process: DNA damage response. Gene Ontology annotation, cellular component: nucleus; cytoplasm. The coding region runs from base 182 to 1549 and encodes 455 amino acids. Lineage: Eukaryota; Apicomplexa; Aconoidasida; Haemosporida; Plasmodiidae. Gene Ontology annotation, molecular function: phosphatase activity. The transcript has 7 exons. The record is from RefSeq and is a predicted model, not a curated record.
AAAGGGUACCUUAGCUUCAAACAAAUUUCUACUUGAAAUGGUCAUGGCUCCAAAUGAUUCACCCGUUACAACGUCGAGCAGAUAUACACCUUCGGGAGAACAAACUUGCUGGGAAGAGUAUUUUUUUUUCGCUUCCUCUGAACCAGAUUGUAGAGCGAACCCCACGUAGUAUUCUCUCAAUAUGUACUUCCGUCACUUUUACAACAAUUUCAAGGAGGAGUAUGCCUACCUCCGGGGGGAGGACGAAUUUCUGCCGCCCAUUUUGACAUGCAACCGGCCCAAUAGCAUGGAAAACGACACCAUCGUAAGGCGGAUCCCCCAGAGCAUACUUAAAGGCGUGGAGGAGCACAACGCAGAGUACACGAAGAAAAACAAAAUAGACGUCAAGUUAGCAAAAAUCAGAGAAAUAUUUACAAAUGGACACAAACAUACAUACGAAAUGUUAUCCUGCCAGGAAGACAAACACACCUGGGAAUUCCUACUCUCCUAUUUUAUCCAAACAGGAACAAAAAUUGUAAAUAAUUCGUGGCUUUUUAAUGAAUAUUAUUUUUAUCGUUACCUGACCUGUUCAUACGAUUUUGAAAAAACAAAUUAUGAUUUUUUUGAUUACGAAAAAAAGGACUCCAUAAAGUGCAACAAACAUUUUAUUGAAAAAAUAUGCACAUGUGCGAAGGAGUUACUGGAACUUUACGAUAAGAAUGAAGAGGAAAAGGUGUUUGCCAUUUUUUUUUAUUUCUCCUUAUGGUCUAACCAGUUCGACUUGAGUUGGAACCCCACCAAAAGUAAGGGGGAACAACACAAGGUGGACGAAACGGACAUAAAAAAAAAGACUCUCCAGGAGAAGCAGUUUUACUUCGGCACGGAUGACGUGGAUAAGCUCCACGAUAGCAUGUAUUUGGACAAGGUUCUUUGCAACGACAUGGAGGCCCUACGCAGGGACAUCACCUCGAAGCACUGGCCACGAUUCGACAUCGUCCUCGACAACAUGGGGCUGGAGUUCAUCACGGACCUCUGCCUCCUGCACUUGCUGAGUCGAUACUUCGAUGAAGUGUAUAUUCACGUGAAGAAGUUCCCCCUCUUCGUAUCGGACACCAUGGAAAAGGAUGUCCACUACGCGCUGGAAUCCCUCACUAGCGACGAUAAGUACCCCAACACGGUGUUCAUGGCGACCAAGUGGAAGGAAUUCCUGCAGACCCAGAAGUGGAAGAUACGAGAACAUGUCUACUGGAACCUGCCCCUCCCCUACUGGGUGAUGCCAAAGGACCUCGUGGAAGAAUUAAAAAGAAGCUCCUUCGUUUGUUUCAAGGGGGACGCCAAUUAUCGCAGAUGCUUGGGUGACCUGAGCUUCAACUUCUGGCAUCCCCACAAGGACGUUUUGGGAUAUUUCCCCAUCAGGUUCAUCGCCCUGCGGUGCUUGAAGUCGCCCAUUUGCUGUGGCCUCCAGAGAGACGUCGUGGAGGAGCUCAACAGAAAAUCCCCGGACUGGUGCAACUACGGAGAGUAUGCCAUUCUGCAGUACUGCCAUCCGAAGGACCCCUCCGCGCAAUGA